This is a messenger RNA of Cygnus atratus (black swan), 999 nucleotides long. RefSeq names its product N-alpha-acetyltransferase 20, NatB catalytic subunit (gene NAA20). The transcript has 4 exons. The coding region runs from base 10 to 531 and encodes 173 amino acids. The record is from RefSeq and is a predicted model, not a curated record. Lineage: Eukaryota; Metazoa; Chordata; Aves; Anseriformes; Anatidae.
UCCCGAGGCAUGCUGGGAGCUGUAGUUCUGUGGUGCCGGGCGGCCACGUGGGCUCCGCGGCGCGCGGCCGGUCUUUCCCCGAGCCGGGGCCGGGCUGUGCGCGCCGGGAGGCGCAGGUUGCCGCUGGCUGCGAGCGCGGUUGCCGGCGGUGAGGGCAGAAGCAGCUCCCCGCCGCUAGGACCCCUGUGGGUUUUGUUGCCGAGCGAAGGUGGCGCACCGGGUAAACCGAGGAAAGCUGCAGCUGGCGUGCUGCAGUCGCCUGCAGGUUUCCCAGGAGAAAGAGCAACCCGACUGUCCAGCUCGUGCAGAAGGCUGACAGCCUGUCUCACUCUCAUCAGUGCUAUCCCACCAGCUCCUUUAGGAGCUCAGCACCACGUUUGGCCUGUUCUGAUCUUCCUGAUCUCCUCAUUUCUGUGCUGCAACACCACCAUCCAUAAGAAGUCAGAGAGGAGAAAAGCUCUUUCCAGCGAGAUGGAGAAGGAAUUAAUUAUACCUCUGCCUCAUCCUGUGAGACCAGAAGACAUGGAGUAACUGUAAGCUGCGAUUCUCAGGAGACACUAAGAGUCUGGGUUCCUUCUCUGCCUGCCUCCCAAGGCCUCAGGGAUGAGAAAUCUUAGGCUUUGUUUUUCCCUAUGAAAUACUGUCGUGUUAAGGGGCAUAGCUGACUAACUGUUACGGGUCUGGUCGGAUUCAGGUUACUGAACUAUCACGGUCACGGAUUCACCAAUAACGUAGCACAUCCUUGAUCUAGUCGCAUUCAAUGAGAACUAUCACGGCUAGGAACAAUGCAAUGAAGGGCAGUUUAUUACAGCAACCAGGGACACAGGUUCUUUGGAUUGCCGGAGAUAAAUUCACUGUCUGCAAAAGCAAGCGAGCACGCAUGAAAUACACAGGUACUCGUCCUGGCUAUUAAUGCGUUAAAAGGCACAAAGGCUCUAGAGAUUUCUAAGUUUCCAUGGAGACACCUGCUACAGCCAAGUGUUCAAAUCUUACCCCACG